Molecule: messenger RNA, 483 nt
Organism: Topomyia yanbarensis
Lineage: Eukaryota; Metazoa; Arthropoda; Insecta; Diptera; Culicidae
Product: cytoplasmic dynein 2 heavy chain 1-like
Exons: 4
Coding region: 1-483 (160 amino acids)
Biological process (GO): microtubule-based movement
Cellular component (GO): dynein complex
Molecular function (GO): dynein intermediate chain binding; minus-end-directed microtubule motor activity; dynein light intermediate chain binding
Source: RefSeq, a predicted model, not a curated record
AUGCGUCAUUGCCGGGAUGAUUCCCAUCAUAUCUGGCAUGCAUCAUAUCUGGCUGAGGACGUGGAAAGCGGAGAGCGGAAUCGUUGGCUCAGUGGCAGCAAAAGUGGAACAUCGCGGAGUUGGUCCAAAUGGUACGACUUUUGCGAUUCGGAUCUACGCACGGCCAUGCAGCUAAUCCGGUACACCGACGGGUUCAACACGUUGAAAAUACACUGGCCGCUGAUACAGGGUCUCUGCGAGAAGGUCGCUUACGGCGGUCGCAUCGACAACGAUAAUGACUUCGAAAAACUGGAACAUUUGCUACGAGAGUUUUUCGAUGAAAAGAUCAUGACUAGUCGCUGGCAGCCGAUGUUUAUGAACGUUAGCUUUCCGAAUUCUAAUAACUUGGAGGACUACGUGAAAGUGCUUGAUCAACUGCCCGACACGGAAACUCCCAGCCUGUACGGAAUUCCUGUUUCAACCAAUGCUUCGAACUACGGCUAA